AUGAUGGAAGCUGGUCAUAAUUAUAUUAUGAUUAUGAUGACAUUCAUCGAUAUAUCAAGAAUUACAUCGCUCACAUUUUCUACGGAAUACAGAAAACUUUGCAAAGAAUUCUUUACGAAAAUGCAUCUCUUUUACUUCAAAGAUAUAUCUGAACAUGCGAUGGAGACUCACAAACGGGUGCACUUGAUAUCUCAUUUAUUUACUUUGUGGUUAUUAUUUCAAAUGCUGUUUGGGGUGCCUCUUUUUAACCUUGUACCAAUGUACUAUAAUUAUGCUGCUGGAAGAUAUAAACCUGGUGGCACACAAAACUCAACUUUUGAACAUUCUAUGUAUUACCAGUAUCCAUUUGAUACGCUAACUGAAAUAAAGGGAUACAUCGUAGCUAAUAUUAUUAAUUGGAUAUUAUCUUCUCUCUGCGUAAUCUGGUUUUGCAUGUGUGACCUCAUUCUAUUACUGAUGGUGUUCAAUAUUUGGGGACAUUUGAGAAUGCUUACAUACACCCUGAAUAAUUUUCCUAGACCAAGUGUAGAGACUACUAUCACAAUAGAUGGAGGAUUAACAGUAACAAGUGCUAUAUAUUCUGAUGAAGAGAACGUACACAUUUUUAGGAAGUUAAAAGAAUGUGUUGAUUAUCACCGAAGAAUUGUUGAGUUCAAUAGCAAAGUUUCUGAUGUAUUUGGUCCAAUGUUGAUUAUCUAUUAUUUAUACCAUCAAACAAGCGGCUGUUUAUUGUUACUGGAGUGCUCACAAAUGACUGCACCAGUCCUAAUGCGUUAUUUACCCCUGACGAUAGUGUGCACUCAGCAACUGAUUCAGUUAUCAGUAAUUUUUGAACUAAUUGGAACUCAGAGCGAAAAGUUACCAAGCGCCGUUUACAGUGUACCAUGGGAAUGUAUGAGCAUAAGUAAUAAAAAAUUUGUGAUAUUCUUCUUAAUGAAUGUAAAAGAGCCAAUAGCUGUGAAACCUCUAGGCAUUGCCAAUGUCGGUGUCACGACUAUGGCUUCGAUUUUGAGAACAUCGUUGUCCUAUUUCACCUUCCUACGCAGCAUUUGA
Molecule: messenger RNA, 1053 nt
Organism: Spodoptera littoralis (African cotton leafworm)
Lineage: Eukaryota; Metazoa; Arthropoda; Insecta; Lepidoptera; Noctuidae
Source: the annotation of a GenBank genome assembly